UUUCUUUCCAAAUUCUUUUACGUCUUACAGUUUAAAAAAAAAAAAGUUAAAUUGUCGGUAAUCUUUUGAGCUGUAAAAUUGUUAUUGUCACAGCAACUAGAUAGCAGUCUAAUCGACUAGAAAGAUUUCACGUCCCCUAAUGACAAUGGUCAAUACCAGCGAUAAAUUGUCAACUAGUCAAACCACAGGGGGAUUUAAUUUGUUUACAAAUGGCUUCCCACUUCCUAUUAUUUCAUUCCUUUUGGGUAACAUCGUUUCACGUGAAAUUACAGGGUAGACCGAGGAAAUGGCAGAUUCAAAGGAAAGCGCGGCUAAUAAAGCCGCAUUGAAAUUAACUAACGAUAUAAGAAAUAUGACCAAUUAUAAAAAUUUUUAUAAUCAAGUGCAGAGACUUGUUGCAUCUCCAGUUGUAAAAAGAGAAGACUUCAAAAACACUCUUAUCGAUGCAUUAAAAAAUAAUGGUUUGGAAACAGAGCUGCGUAACACAGUGUUUCAUUUGGCAAGAUCACAUAGCUCAGCACUGACAAGCACAGAGUAUCCAGCUUCUACCACAGAAGCUGAUCUUGCAUAUUUGCGAAAGGCACAAAUUCAAUGGGAGCGCAGAAUACAGAAGUCUCUGAAUUCUAUGUGUAAUGAAUUGAAUGUUCCAUUGGCUAGAAUACGGCCUAGUGCAGAUAGAGAUGAAUUAGCUGAUAAAUGGAAUGAACUAAGCACCUAUGACAUUGAUCUAUCACAGUAUAGACCACUGUAUGCACCAAAAGAUUUUCUAGAUGUUUUAUUUGCUGUCCGAGACCCAACUUACAGGAAACAACCAGGAGAGCCUGGAUGGGAAUUUGGCCAUAUACAAAUUCGUGUAAAGACGUUGAUGCAAUUGGUAAAACCUUUUAAGGCAAACCUUUUCCAUUCGCUAAUAAUUACUCAUGUGUCUAUCUCGUUCAAAUUUUCCCUCUUUAAAAAACAGAGAUCCUUUUACGCUGAACUAUCUCAAGGAGUGCCGUUGCUAGGCGUUAACCCCAGUAUGAUAGUGCUUGGUAAUUAUUCAAACUUAGAAGUAGAACGAACGCAUCUUGGAGAAAAGGUUUUGGCCUCAAAUCAUGCACCAAUCGCUCAAGAAUUUUUAAAACGUGGAUCACCAAGAGAACUCAGAGGCAGAUUAUGGUCUCUUGUCCUCGGUACCGUUAUUAAAGAUAGCGAUGCUGAAUAUUAUGAAGAAUUAAAAGGAAUGGUUCUACAGUAUGAUAUCAUGGUUGAUAAAUUAAUAAUCAAGGACGUGCAAUUGACAGCUAGUAACGAUGACCAGUAUUUCGUAUUUGAAGAUGUCCUGUACAAAACAAUGCUGUGCUUUUCACGAGAUUCAGAAGUCCUGGCACCUGUAACAACUGACAGAAGUGCUGGUGGCCAAGUUAUUCAUGCGGUUCUCCAAGGUAAAUUAGCUACCUUGGAAAAUACUCUGGUUUUUCCACCAAGUGGUGUAAUACCGUUUCACGGUUUUACUAUGUACGCUACACCAUUUUGUUAUUUAUAUGACGAUCCCUGCUCUAUGUAUUACGCAUUUCGUGCGUUUUAUUUACGCUAUUGGUUCAGACUACAUACUGUAUCCAGUCACGAGCAAGGUAUAGUUGCUCUGUGCUUAUUAUUUGAAAGAUUAUUGCAAUGUCAUGAACCACAGCUAUGGGCUCACUUUAGAAAUAUACAUAUUCAACCAGUAAAAGUUGUGUUCAAAUGGUUAAUGAGAGGAUUCAGUGGGCACUUACCACCGGAACAGUUGCUAUACUUAUGGGACCUAAUUUUGGGAUACGAUUCAUUAGAGAUUGUACCGUUGCUCGCUGUGACUAUUCUCAGUUUUAGAAAAGAGAAUCUCUUGCAAGUCAAUACUUUACACAAUGUAGAGGCUGUGCUGGCAGACUUGUCAUCAUUGAAAGUGAUGCCACUCUUACAAUUAGUCCUUCUGAAAGAGUAAAAAGUAAAUUGCUGAUUUUCAAAUACAAUGGAUGAUAACAAAGUAACGCUCAAUCAUCUUUCUCAAGAACAACCUACUCGUUGAAGGUCUCCUAUAACUGACAUCUUAAACCAUACUCUGAUCUCUGAUCUUUGCUCUAUCUUCUAGCCGAAAAAUCAAAAUCCGCUCUAUCUUUUCUACUCGUAAUUGAUUUCUCAAAAUAUUAUACAUACAUAGAUACCAGAGAUGAGUAAGGUGAUUGCCGAUGAGCCGAUUUCCAUGGUCCAAGAUUAAUUUCGGCGUCGACGCGCUAUUUCAGCAGAAGGCCCUCGAACCAGUCUCACAUUUUUGAUUAGUAGAACGUAUACCCUAAGCAAACCCCAAACCUGGGUAAUAAGGGAAAUAAAAGUUUCCCGAUAUUUUUAUCAUCGUGACUGAACAGCACACAUGCGUUGUGCUUUGGUUAGCGCGCAGGAGUCUCGGGUGCGAGACUCCAUCAUUAUUUUUAUUUUUAUACUGAUUUGCCCACUGUGCUUAUUGAUUUCAUUAAUUAACUUAGGAUUGAAUAAAUACAUGAGUAUAUUUUACUAUGUACAUUUUGUUAUAUAAUUUACAUGCAAUAAAUAUAUAAAUCAGCAUGCGUUUCUUCUUCCUGGAGCCUCAAUCUUUUUUUUAUUAUUUUUUUUUCAUAACCUUUGCUUAUUAGUUUUAUUAAUUGCCUUAAGAUUUAUUAAAGACAUGAUUAUAUUACAUUGUAUACGUACAAUAGAUAUAUAAAUCAGCGAGCAUUUGUUUUUCCCGAGAGCCCGUGAGUGACAAAACGGGCAGAUGAAUAUAAGUAGAAGUAGCGAACGAGUAUUUACGUAGAAAACGCACUGACCUGUGCAAGCACGUGAGCUCUCACAGGCAUGAGGUACUAGGUUCGAGGGCGGGUAUUAUUUUUGUUUUUCUUUAAUCAGGCCAUGCUGCGACCACGGACGUAUUGAAAAAAAAAAUUAUUGGAGAAUUAUAUAUAUGUCAGUAAUGCAGAAACGUCCACUAGUCAGGUGACGCGUCCAUGCCGAAAUAAAACUUGCACCAUGAAAAUUGGCUCAUUGGCAACCUCUCUAUUCAUCUCUGCCGCUACUAGUAGAACAAAUAU
This is a messenger RNA of Cephus cinctus (wheat stem sawfly), 3080 nucleotides long. Its product is annotated as TBC1 domain family member 19. The record is from RefSeq and is a predicted model, not a curated record. Lineage: Eukaryota; Metazoa; Arthropoda; Insecta; Hymenoptera; Cephidae. The transcript is spliced from 10 exons. The coding region runs from base 287 to 1960 and encodes 557 amino acids.